GGUAGUCUGCUUUCAUAAUGGCAUCCUGCAAACAAAAUGAAGAUGAAAUGGAUGAAUUUAUUUGCCCCUUUUGUCAUGAGCUGUUAAGUGUUCCAGUGAUCCUGGAGUGUGGACAUAUCUUCUGCAGAACUUGCAUUGAUGGAAUCUGGGACAUUUGGAGACGAUAUUACUGCCCUAAAUGCAAGCAGGAGUUUAGGGCCAGAAAAUAUAAUGUGAGCCAGCCGCUAGCAAAUGCAAUUCAACGGUUACAUGUGCAUGAUCAGCAAGCAGAAAGACCAAAUCCUGGGCAGACAGAAAGUAACCAGUUUUGUACAGCACAUGGCAAACCGUUUGAGUUAUUCUGUGGAAAUGAUGAAACUUUGGCUUGCUCAUUGUGUGUUACAAGACACCGUGGCCACAACUUGUUGACUGUGCAGGAAGCAGUCAGUCUGUAUAAGGUUUGGACUGAGGAAAAAAGAUUUACAAGGACUGUUCUGUUAUGCCAGAACCAGCUAUCCCCUGAAACUGAUAAGUUGAUGUCUGCUACAGUCACACUAGAAUCAAAGGUAAGAGUUCUUAGAGGAUGCCAAAACAUGCAAGAAGAGAAGAUUUCUGUUAUCCAGGCUAAAUCACAGAGUUUGGAGCACUAUAUUUCAUCAGAAUUUGCCAAAUUGCACACGUUCCUUCAGGACAAGGAGAGUCAACUGAUCCAACAGCUCAAUGGAGAAACAGCAGGAAUUCUGGGAAAAAUGGAAGAAAAACUAAAUGAAGUUAAAGAACUGGCAGAAGCUAUUCAGAGACAAGGCAUCAAGGAUGAAACAGAGAGGAUAAAACAAAGAAAGGAAGAAAAUGUUGAUAAUACAUUGGUUUCUGGUGAUCUGGGUCUAGGGGAAUACAAAGGACCCCUGCGUUACCGAGUUUGGAAGGAAAUGGCAUCCAUCCUUGACACUGAUCUGCCUCAUCUAACCCUAGACCCUAAAACAGCACACCCUGAUCUCAUCCUGUCUGAGGACCUGACCAGCGUGAGGUGUGGUGAUAAGUGCCAGAGACUUCCAAACAAUCCUGAGAGGUUUGAUCGCUGUAUCUUUGUGCUGGGAUCAGAGGGAUUCACAUCAGGGAGACAUUACUGGGAGGUGGGGGUCAAGAACAAGACCGAAUGGGCUAUGGGUGUUGCCAAGGAGUCCAUCAACAGGAAGGGUGUUAUCAGUGUGAGACCUGAACAUGGAUACUUGGCUCUAUGGCUCAAGAACGGGAGUGAGUGUGAGGCACUGGAAUCACCACCCAAGGCUUUUAAGAUAACUGAAAACACGCAGAGGACUGGUGUUUACCUGGACUAUGAGGGGGGACAGGUGUCAUUUUAUAAUGCUGAUAGCAUGUCACACCUGUAUACUUUCAGUGAUGCUUUCAGAGAGAAACUCUACCCUUACUUCAACCCUUAUUUUAAUAAGUCUGGUAGAAAUGCUGAGCCUAUAAAUCUGAUUCAUAUUAAACUUUAAUGUGAACUUGCAUGUUUCAAGAGUAACUGACAUGGAAAUUGCUACUGUAUAUAAAUGCCUGAGUAAUAUGUGUCAAACAUUGUAUGCAAAGUAAAAAUAAUUCUCAAUACAACUCUGAUUAAAUGAUAAUAUACAUAUAUUAAAAGUUCAAGCAGUAAGAUACAUCAGUAGGUAAUUUAAACGGAUAAAUUAAGUGGGUUAUACUAAAUAAAUGUUAUAACUGUUGCAUUAUGGUUACAUAAAUCCUAAUGGCAAAUAAUUUACAUUAUGUCUUGAACUGUAACUAUGAACAUUAAAUAAAUGCAAGCUUAGAUAUAAAAUCAGUUGUUUAACAGUCACAUGACAAAACAUUUGGAUGGUAAACACAGGAAAUAAAUUAAAAAUGACACAAGGCGUGUACAGAAAUAAUUUGCUGUUCGGUAUACCUUCAUGUUGUUAGAAAGAUUCACGUCUAGUAUUCUGCAGAGAUGUCAUCAGCAGCAGCAUUUUCAGUGUUGUUUUACAUAGUGUCAGGGCACUGUGACAACUGUUGCCAGCUGUCUUGUUUCAGUGUUACUUUCCUACCCUCUUGAACAGGAAAGCCUGCUUUUGUUGUAGAUCUUCUCUCAUGCAGUCCAUUCAUCUAUCCAUCCCUUGGCUGGAAGCCCUCUUUCCUUCUUCCUUUCUAUCACAUAUCUUCCUUAUCAAAUCAUCUUCUGCUUUCUUGCACAUGCCUGAUCCAUUGUAAUCUGUUCUUCUUGACUUUUGCUACCGUUCGUGAUAUUUUGCCUUCUGCUUUGAUGUCCUCAUUUCUUCAUCUUUACACAGUGUACGUCUUACCACCCAUGUCAGGCACUUCAACAUUUUCAACUCUGGCUUCCUCAACUGCUCUUCUACCACUAUUGUUCAGAUUUAUUUGCCAUUCAGAAGUACUGAUCUCACCACUGUUUCAUAUUCCUCAGAUUUCAGAUUCUUGUUAUUCUUCUUUCAUACACUACCCUGGACAGUCUUUAUCAGUUGGCUGCAGCACCUCUGAUUCUAGCUUUAACCUCCUCAUUCAGACAUCCCUUCGUUUCAAACACCCAUCACAGGUACUUAAAGCUGUUAAUCAUUUCUUCUGUAUAUCAGUCUUCAAAUUCCCCUUUAGCUGCUGGUACAAUUGUCUUGCCUGCAUUCAGCUUCACUCCAUGUGCCUUCAGCUUUGCAUUCCUAUCCACUUUCAUAUGCUGAAGUUCCUGUUCAGAGACUGCUUGUAGUGCCACAUUGUAUACAGCAGAUUUAUUGAUAUGCUUCAUCUGAUUUGUUUAGUAGUCUAGUGUGGUGUACCAUGUAUAUGAACAGCAGUGGGCUCAGAACUGAAACUUUGUGCACACCUACUCCCACUGAGAACCCCUCUAUGAGUCCAAACUUUGUUCAAAUGAUGGCACUGGGUCCUUGUGCAAAGAUUGGAUUAGUUCUGCCAGUAUUUCUGGGACUUCACACCAUUCCAGGACUGCCCAUAUCAGUUUUCUUUGGACAUUACCAGAUGUUUUCUCUAAGUCUAGGAAUGCCCAUUUGGAGUCUUUCCUUAACUUUAGCUUUUUCUUUACUAUUUCUCUCAUUGCAAACAUCAGAUCAGUUGUGUUGCAUCCUCAUCUGAAGCCUAACUGGUCAGCUUCCAAAUCACUUUCUACUUCUCUACAUAUUCAUUUGUCAGUCAUCCUCUGCAGCACCUUUAUUGCACUUUAAUAGGAGUUUACUACCUACAGUUGUGAAUGACCCUCCCUUGUUCUUGUCCAGGCAUCGGGGAUACACUUCUCACUCCAUAUCAGAAUGAAUAGCAUCAGGAGCCAUUUCUUCCCCAACUCCAUCAGUAUCUUCAUCAUAUCUGCCGUAACCUCAUAUAUGCCUGCUGUUUUCUCUGACUUCAUUUUCCUUGGUAUUGUUCGCUUCCUCCCUCACUGUAGGUAGUGUAUGGGGCAAUACAGCUUCUUUGUGAGUUUCCUAUAUCUUCAUAGGUAAGUAACAGGCUAGCUGCCAUUGUUGGCCAUUUUAAGCCUAACCAACUUUCCUUUUUGUGCUCAAAAUAACCUGUCCUUUUUGAUAUAAAUUGUCCUUACCCAUCCCAUGUUCAAUAAAUAUAUACUAGCCCUAAUGAGAAUAAUUGGUAUCAUACCAUAAAUAACUUUAGGGGAGCCACACGUUAGAUAAAGCAUUUAAGAGCUACCUCUGUCCAUUAGUAGUGCAGGGGGCAGUCCUAUGAUAAAUUUUCUGUUUCCCAUCCAUAGAUCUAAGUUGCACUUGAAUAGAGACAGGGAUGAACUUUGCUUUAUGUGGGUAAGGAGUCUGUUCCACAGCAACAUUAUCCUCUGCGAGAAAUACCUAUCACUUCAAACUGUUCUGUUGAUGUUGCAGAAGAGGUAGAGAUCCCUAC
Protopterus annectens (West African lungfish) is the source of this 3867-nucleotide messenger RNA. Its product is annotated as zinc-binding protein A33-like. The record is from RefSeq and is a predicted model, not a curated record. Gene Ontology annotation, molecular function: protein binding; zinc ion binding. Bases 18 to 1475 code for a protein of 485 amino acids. Lineage: Eukaryota; Metazoa; Chordata; Ceratodontiformes; Protopteridae. The transcript has 7 exons.